GGAGAUCAUCUCAAAUCCAUGUCUACUUUGGAUUUGCUUUCCGGACAAGUCACCGCAUCCAAAUCAGUUAAUGGAAACAUAUUGUUGGUCAAGCGAAUCCAUGGAUUAGUAAACACAGUGAGUUGGGGGAUUCUCAUGCCUAUUGGAGUUAUGGCAGCACGUUACAUGAAGACCUACGAAACAUUAGAUCCCACAUGGUUCUACGUACACGUCGUGUGUCAACUCACCGGAUACUUGGCCGGUCUUCUCGGAGGCCUUGGAACAGCGAUCUACAUGGCAUUGCAUACCGGGAUGAGAAGCACUGCGCAUACCGUGAUAGGGAUUUUAAUAUUCUGUUUAGGGUUCUUGCAGAUACUUGCGCUCAAAGCAAGACCGGGUAAAGACCACAAAUACAGAACAUACUGGAACUGGUAUCAUCACACGGUGGGAUAUGUGGUGGUUGUGCUAAGCGUGUACAACAUAUACAAAGGUUUUGUUAUAUUGCAACCUGGAAGUGGAUGGAAGAUCGCAUACACUGCUAUCAUUUGUGCUAUUGGAGCGUUUGCAAUUGUGAUGGAGAUCUUGCAGUUCAAGAAGAGAUGGGGUAGCUUGUUUGUGAAGAAAUCGGAAGACCUACAAGAAGCUAAUCAAAGUGCUUUUAAGAAGGAGAUUUUGAAGUUUAUGAACAGAUGGG
Brassica oleracea var. oleracea is the source of this 673-nucleotide messenger RNA. RefSeq names its product cytochrome b561 and DOMON domain-containing protein At3g59070-like. The record is from RefSeq and is a predicted model, not a curated record. Lineage: Eukaryota; Viridiplantae; Streptophyta; Magnoliopsida; Brassicales; Brassicaceae. The annotation marks the transcript as partial. The transcript has a single exon.